This is a messenger RNA of Paramecium octaurelia, 990 nucleotides long. Lineage: Eukaryota; Ciliophora; Oligohymenophorea; Peniculida; Parameciidae. The record is from the annotation of a GenBank genome assembly.
AUGCUACUUUUAUUGCUUGUACAAUCAUAGAUAAAUGAUUGUUAAAUCCAAUAAGAAGAAUGUUCAGAAAACUAUGAUCCAGUUUGUGGGUUAAAUAUUAGCAACACUUCCAUCUAAACUUUUGUUAAUUAUUGUUAUGCUUGUAAAGCAAGUUAGGUGGUGAAAUAUAUAAAAGGAGAAUGUUAAAAGCAAAUUGAUGAUACUAAAACUAAUACCCCUUCCUUACCCAGUGAAGAUGAUAAUAGCACUGUUAUAACAUAACCGGGGAAUUACACCUAAGUGAUAGCUUGUACAAAUCCAAGACCCAGCAUAUGUGAUACUAGGUAAUAAUCAAUUAGUAAUCAUUUAGUUUAAAAUAAAUAUGUGGACUCCUUGAUUCUACUACUAAAUGUACUGGAUAAAGUUGUUUGUAGUAAUUCUCCAAUUAGUGUUUGGGUUGUAGAAACAGCUCAAUUCAAAGUUACUUCUUUGGAAAUUGCUCGGAGUACAAGUAAUUUAUUAAAUUAUAAUUUAAGACCCUAGACUCCAACUGUUAUUUAGUGCAGCAUACAAUCUCAAAAGAAAUGUGAAUUAAAAGAGCAGCUUACUGUUUGUGGCUUUUUAGAUGAGACAGCUAAAUGUUAAAAUCCGCCUUGUCUAUAGCCAUUCGAUAAUUAAUGUGAACCAUGCUAAUAAACUAAUAUUACAUCAUAUUAUAUUGGAGACUGCAAUCAAUAUUAAAAAUUGUUCUAUAAUCCUGAAUAACAAAUGGAUUCUUUUGUGGCCAAUUAUUAAUAUUGCCAGGUUCAAAGACCCUAAUAAUGUGAUCAAGAUUAUGUUCAAACUUGUGGAGUCUUAAAGUCUUGCCAUGGAAGUGGUUGUGAAAGAACCUAUGAUAAUCCUUGCAGCGCUUGUCAAAAUAGUGAAAUUGAAGGGUAUUAUACUGGGGAAUGUGUCAAUAACUACGGGGCACUAAUCUCAAUGUUUAUUAUUGUUUUGUUUAUAUAAUGA